CAGACGCCGCCCCGCCGCCCCCGGUGCUGAUGGCCUCGUCAGCGAGCGGCACUGAAGAGGCGCGCGGCGCGGUGUCCUCGUCGGCGCCCACGCCCCUCAAGCUGGUGGGCCUGGUGUGCGUGUUCCUGGCGCUCUGCCUGGACGUGGGCGCCGUGCUGAGCCCCGCGUGGGUCACUGCUGACCAGCAGUAUUACCUGUCCCUUUGGGAGUCGUGCGCAAAAUCCGCCGGCGCGAGCGCGUGGCAUUGCAGCGGCACACUGAACACGGAUUGGCAGAUCGCAACAUUGGCACUGUUACACGGAGGAGCCUUCCUCAUCCUCAUCUCCUUCAUGGUGGCCCUGGUCUCUGUGUGCACGUGCAGCAGGAGGCGCUUCUACAGACCCGUCGCCGUCAUGCUGUUUGCUGCAGUUGUCCUGCAGGCCUGUAGCUUGGUUCUGUUCCCCAUCAAGUUCAUCGAGACGGUCAGCUUGCGAAUAUACCACGAGUUUAACUGGGGUUAUGGCUUGGCUUGGGGUGCCACCAUCUUCUCGUUCGGAGGAGCCAUCCUGUACUGUCUGAACCCCAAGAACUACGACGACUACUACUGACCCUGCUGCACGACUCCGCCCCUGUCCUUAACCCCUCCCCCACCGACACCCCUUUCCCAAUCCCACCAUUCCUAUAAGCUCAUGCACCAAACUUUUAUUUGCUUCCUAAGACACAAAAACAUGCAAACUGGGUGCAGAGCUCGUCCGAUUCCGGGUCCGGAUCUCACGUCUCACGCCACAAACGCCUCACGCCAACAAGCAUCAUCAUCAUCAUCAUCAUCAUCAUCGUCUGUUUAGGUUCUAUAAAAUUCCUUUACUAAAGUGUCAUUCCUUUGCAUCUGUUCUCAUCUCUCCAUCGCAUUUCCGACAUCGCUGAUCUGUCUCUGAUCUUUAAGCGGCAGAUUCACGGGGAGAUCUAUGGAAGCAGCCAUGUGUCCAUCCCUGUGGAGAGCUCCAUCUGGAGCAGGGUUUAGGAUUGGACCUGCUGCAUGCGCACACACACACACACACACACUUAAGCACAGAUCACACUGAGUGUGUUAGUGGGUUUCUGUAAUGAGAAAGCACAACACAGAGCAUAUGCUAUCCUUUGUUCACACUAGCAAGCGACAAAUCGCUCAUGGGUUUCCUAUAAACCGAAAGAUAUACUAGCUAGCUUGAUCUGCUUAUUGCUCUGUCCAAGCUUUAUAUUUCUCUCUACACAUUUAGCGAGUGGUGGUAUCUGUCCAAGAUGAGACGAAACCUCUGAGUUCUGAGAAAUCUUAAUUCAAAUCGUGUCUUUGCAUUUUGUAAAAAAACGAACAGCCUCAUGGCGCUUUGCGGCUCGCUUGUGUGAACACAGGACCCUGGUCUGAGAACAUGGAUAGCAUAAGAGGUUUUCAGAGUUCAGCAAGGUUGAGGAUGAUCAGAGGUGUUCCAGCGAUUCUAAUGCUUUAGUACCUCUUGGACAUCACGGUGCAAAAGUCUGAGUGCAAAAUUUUUUACCCCUUUUACACAAACGUAAAAAAAUUAUUUCCACAAGAGCUGAGAUGACAGGACUGUGUCUAAAACGAGAGCCCUCUCAGCUAACUAGCGAGUUUUACACUUAAAAAAAAAUCAAGAUGUCUUAGAUCUCUUCAAACAAACCUCGGUUUCUGUAAUGUUAGCUUGCUAGUUCAUAACAACUGUUAUCAGUAACUGAUAGCUAGAUAUAUUUUAGCAUAACUUUUUCUAACAUUGGGUAUUUGUUUAUAGAUCUAAAAAUAUCAAUUCCCUUAAUGUUAGCAGUUGCUAAUAUUUGUUAGAUAGCUAGCUAGCCACAUUUUAGCAUUUCUUUUAGAAAAUGGGACUUUUUUCCCUCUAAAAUUAGCCAGCUAGUUUAGCUGUGAGGCAUUUUGUCACGUUUGCUAACUAGCUAGGUCCUUUUGUAUUGGGAGAACUUCUAGCAAAUUUUCCUGGAUGUUAGCAAAUCAGUUUGCUUUGUUUUUGUUUAAUUUUGUUAGAUCUUUAUUUUAGUGUAUUCUGUAACAAAUGGGAUUUUUCUCUAAACAUUGAGUGCCCAGCUUGCUAUAUUUAUAUUUGAAUAUGCACUAAGGAAAGACAUUUUCUCUACUUAGCUAUCCAGACGUGCUGUGAGACAUUUCCUACAUUGUGUAAACUAGCUAGCUAGCUUUAUCAAUACAGGGAUAAGACCUACGGUACAUUUGUAACUAUAGCUAGCUAAAUUUCUGUGGAGGUUAUUGUUUGGGUGUAUCUCUUCUGCUCUGGUGUAUUUGUUAGCUAGCUAGCUAUGUGUGUAUUAGCAUAACCUCUAACACUUGGGAUUUUCUCUAGUUUGCAAACUAGAUUUGCUGUGAGACAUUUCCUAAAUUUUCUUUAGGAUUCUUUCUGUUAGAAUGAAUUUUCUCUAACAUUAGCUAGCUAAUUUGCUGUGGGCCAUUUUUUACUUCUUUCUAUCUAUCUAUCUAUCUAUCUAUCUAUCUAUCUAUCUAUCUAUCUAUCUAUCUAUCUAUCUAUCUAAUCUAUCUAUCUAUCUAUCUAUCUAUCUAUCUAUCUAUCUAUCUAUCUAUCUAUCUAUCUAUCUAUCUGUUAGUAGCAGUAACUUUUAGUGGUCUGGAUCAUCCUGUAGUUUGUUUCAUGUUAGCUUUUCCCUCCUGUUUUGUGUAUCUUAGCUAGCUAACUUUAUUGGAAUAUCCUCUAACUAGAUGGGAUUUAUUCAAAUGUUAGCUAGCUAGAUUUGCUAUGAGACAAUUUGAAUGUUAGUUUAUAGAUUUGUAAAUAGGAUUUUCUCUCAGGUUAGCUAGCAUGUUUGGCUGAGAGAUGCUAAUUGCUAACAUCAGCUAGCUUUUCUGGGGAUAUCCUAAAAUCUAUUCAUCAGAUUUUUUUCAUUUUCUUUUUUAAAAAGGAUUUUUAGUUUUGUUUCUUUUUGGUUACAUAUUAGCUAGCUGAAUUUUUAAAAACGUUUUCAAUCCUGUAAUUGCUGGGUAAUUUUUUUGUUACCUCACUAGAUUUGUAUGGAAAGAUUUUCAUGAAAAUCUUUUCCUCUACUGUUAGCUAGCUAGUUUGUCUGUGGGACAUUUGCUAGAAGUUUAUUUGCUUACAAAGAUUUAAUCUUGCUAUUUAAUACUGUGGGAUGUUUUUUGUGCUAAUUAGCUUGUUUGCACUCAGACAUUUGGACUUGACUGUAGGAGGAAACAGAGAUGACUUAUGAAAGGGAAUUUUAUUCUGUGAGAAACCUGGAGGUCAACUGGAGCUUGGUGUUUUUUGAUAUAUUACAGCAUAUUUUCACCAAAACUGUAGCUAAUGUCAGGGUAAUAUAAGAAGAUUAUUGGUUAGAGCAUGCUGAAUGGAGCACCAAUGGGUUAAUUAGCUUUUCUGGAAAUAACUGUGAGGUAAUUAGUGCACAUGUAAACAGUGCAUUCACUUUAUGAUAAGUGUGUGUUAUGGAAAUAUUAGGGCUAGCAGUGAAUUGUAUUGUUUUGUUUUUAUUUUUUUAAAUGUCAAUCCAGAAUCUGAAGCUACAGGAUCGGUUUUAGCAAAGACUGAAAUACAGCUAAUGCUAAAAUCCGAUUUGAUUAUUUUGCUGUUCAGAUUCUGGCAUGUUCAUCUCCCUCAGUGUUUUUUAGACUGUAGUCCUCUGUCCUGAGACUCGACUUCUCUUUUCUUCCAACUACAAAAGUGCGUUCAAACUGUUUAAAUGUGAAAAUUAUCAUCAAGUAAACAUGCCAGUGUAAAACUUCGUAAUAAAACUUCAGGAAAUAUUGAAAUUUUAAAUUUGGUAAAUUCAGUAUUUAAAAAUUAAACAUAUAAUUUAGAAUUUUAGCAGUGUGAACAAGAAAUAUUAAUUCACCUGCUUUCUGAGUGGAAGCUGUUUAAUUACUACUCGUGACUCAGUACUCAGAUCGAAGGUCAAGCCAAAAGAAUAUUUACUUACCAAAAAAUUUGUAAAAAAAAAAAAGAAAAAAGAAAAAUAAUAAAUUGGUAAAUGUUAGUUAUGAUGCCGUUAUAAACGCCUUACUCAGAGCGAGUUACACCAUUACUAAAUUGGUUUACUUUCAAACUAUCAUUUGACUAUCAUCUUGACUGUUGACAUGACUUGGACUCUUAUCUGGUGUAUUUGAUUGAUAUAUAUAUAUAUAUAUGCAUGCACCACUAAAAUUUUUAUUUCCUCGUAAACCUCAGGUUUCAAAAUCCCAGUUUCAAAAUUUUGCCAGAGUUUCCCAAUGUAAUCCCCGUCCAUUUUGAAAAAAAUCGAAACACAAAAAUAGACAAUAAAGUAAACUUAGAGGCAGCUGAUUGGCUAAGACGGAGCCAGUUGUUUGUUUGGAUGUGCGUCAUCAAAAAUAGUAUGGAUCUUAACUCUUCAGUGAAAUUCAUAAUAAAAACAUGAACAAAAUUCCAAUUCUGAUUCAAGAUGAUGCUACCCGAUCAUUUCUUGUCUGCCGAUUGGCUGAAAUGCCGUCAAAUGUUUACACUUCUGAAGGCUGCAUAAAUAUUUUCAAACUACACAAACAGGAAGUUAACGAGCUAAUUAAUUACUUAAUUUAGUGUUAAAGGCGGGUCUAGGGAAUAGCUAGGAAACAAUGACUACUACAUUUAAAGACUUUAAAACAAUCAACCAUAAAGGUCAAAAUAUUUUCAUUUCCAAAUCCUAAUGGCGCAAAACAUGAACUCUUUACUGCUGACACGAGUCAGCUCGUACUGCCUACUGACCAGAAGCACAAACACUGCCCCGACCCACUGGGUGACGAUUAAAUCAUCCACAACCACCACGUCAGUCACAUCUCCAUUCUGAUUAACUAGAACAGCACUUCUGACAGUAGCACAGCUGCACAUCACAGGUUCUAAUUAAUUCAUAUGUUUUAAGAUGUUAUUGUUUCCAUAGAAACAAGACAGAGCAGUUUAUGCCUUUUUUUGCGUUUUUUCCCUAACAUGACAAGCUGUGUCCCCCCCCAUCUUAUUAACUUGGAGACCGAUAAAAAACGUUGUUUAUAAUUUAAAAAACGAUUAAAAAUGAUGUAUCCCUUUUUAAUAAAAUGCAAUUAAUUAUAAUAAAAAAUCUCAUAAUUGCCAUCAAAUUGCAGUGGAACAAGAGGAAUAAAACCUCUUUUUUUGUCUGAUUGCUCAACAAAUGCACACACACAACUGAAACAUUGACGCACUUGGAGAAAAGAAACUGUAAAAACGUGUAGAAAAUGUGUGACGUUGUAGGAAACCUGUAGGUCUUGUGGUUUAACCGAGCCUUGCUAAUAGAUUAGCUUCUGAUCAAUAGCUCACCUGUCAAUCAACUAAUCUUACUGAAGUAUUAAUAUUCAACACUGUUAUGGUGGUGUAGAGGACUGUAUUUCUUAGCACUGUCCAUUUAAUGUGUGUGUGGCAUGAAACACCUUUUUUGUGAGUGCGUGUGUAUGUAUGUGUGUCUGCUGGGGGACUUUUCCCCCCCCUCAAAUCCCUAAAAUGCAGCUGUGACCUAAAUCUGAUUUCUAUACACUAACAAAAUAAACCAGUUUAAAAAAAUUAA
This is a messenger RNA of Tachysurus fulvidraco (yellow catfish), 5526 nucleotides long. RefSeq names its product transmembrane protein 47 (gene tmem47). The coding region runs from base 30 to 587 and encodes 185 amino acids. The transcript is spliced from 3 exons. Gene Ontology annotation, cellular component: membrane; cell-cell junction. The record is from RefSeq and is a predicted model, not a curated record. Lineage: Eukaryota; Metazoa; Chordata; Actinopteri; Siluriformes; Bagridae. Gene Ontology annotation, biological process: cell-cell adhesion.